GAGGAAAGUGGCAAAAAGGCUCUUUGCGGGGACGGGCAAAGGGACCUUCACUCGCCAUAUAAAGUUCCCAGAGUCGAUGGGUGGGUAUUACUACAUUUUGGCAGUUGGUAUUAAGUAAAUGUGUUUUUGAUCCAUGUCAUUUUCAUCUCUGCACGUUUGUUUUAUUGAAUGAAAUGUUUAUUGUGAUUUUUUUAACAAAAAAUUACUUUAAACAAUACCAGGCCUUCCACGAGGGCAGCUGUCCCUCUGCAAAACACCGGGAGAAUGCCUUCUCGAAGGUCAGCCGCAUCAGGUCCUUUUUGGCCUUCAUGGCCGGCAAGGACUCCUCCCUGGCAACCUGGCGCUUUUUAGAUAAGGCGGAGCAGAUCAUCCAAUGGCCCAACGUCCUGGCCGCUUCGGGGAAAAAUAUUACUACGGCAAACUUUUAUUUGAGGAAUGUCCUCCAGUUCAUGAUCUAUUUUAAGGAGACCCCCCCGAAGUUGGCCAGGCUCUCCCAAAGCCAGAUUACUGGCGUGAUCCGGGCCGUGAGGCAGGCCGUAAAAUCUAUCGCAAAAAAGAUGUUGGCCCACCAGCUGACAACCAAGGAUAAGAAGUUGUCCAAGGUCGUGUCGCAGGAGUCGCUCAGGCGGUGCCAGCUCGGUGCAAGGAAGGCGAUUCCUAAGCUGCUGAAGGAACUCCGGGAGGACUACACCGUCCAGCUCCGGAACGCCUUCUACGGCUAUUACAGCGCCUUCAUUGCAUCAAUUUAUGGGCACCGCCCGGGUGUGUUCAAGAUUAUGACGGUGGCAGAGGUCAGGGGGGCGGCCACUGAGGGCCGGCCUCCCACGGGCUACGUCAUCCGUGUGAAUGAGCACAAGACCUCCAAGGACUUUGGGCCGGCACAGAUUUUCCUGGAGCCGGAGGAGUACGGCUGGCUCCUCAAGUGGCUCCAGGUGAGGGAGACCUGCAAUCCGGCGGGGGACCGGGUGUUCUUCACCCCUGGAAAAGGGCCGUUGAAGAACCUGGUCCGGUAUAUGCAGGAGGCGUGGGCGGAGAUGGGCUUGCCCGGAAAGCCCACAUUCAUUGACCUGAGGACCGCCGUGUCUACACACGUGAGAUUCUGCUUGCUUGUUCGUUUAAGUUCAUUCCACCGCUCGCUCCUCCUCGUGUGUCACUCACUUUCUCUCACUGUCUCUCCUUGCAGGCAAAGAACGUGCACGGUCCGGAGGUGCGCAAUAAAGUGGCCAAAUUUAUGUGCCACAACACCACCACGGCUGACCGCUAUUACGCCCUACAUAUGGACGUGCAGCAGUCGCGUGCGAUGCGGCGGCAUUUCGAAGAGGCCUCCACUCUGCCCCGCCUUGGUGACUCACUCUCAUUCUCGCAAAAGGCCAAAAAGGUUGGCCACAAAAGAGCAGCGCAGGAGGAGAGUGACAGUAGUUCUGUCAGCGACGAGGCGGUCCCGUACCAGGAGUCGGGAGACUCCUGCGUGGAGGAGGAAAGGUGGGAGCUGGAGAUGGAGGAAGAGGAAGAGGGACGGGAGGAGGAAGAGGGACAGGAGGAGCAGGGGGAAGAGGAGGAGGACGUCACUGCGGGGCCAGCAGCAUCUACACCAGUCAAGACACAGAGGAGGCAGCUAUACCAGAACCUGAUGGUGCGCCUGAGCCUGCUGGAGUCAUCUUUUAAGGCCUCCAGGAGGGCGUUAAGAGCUGCCAAACGGGCAGCUCUUAAAUCCCCAAGGACUGGAAAAAACAAGUGGAAAAAAAAAAGUGUAAAAUAAACACUGAACUGACUUGUAUAUAUUUUUUUGUUCACUUCAAAUUGU
This is a messenger RNA of Monopterus albus (swamp eel), 1804 nucleotides long. RefSeq lists its product as uncharacterized. The coding region runs from base 174 to 1631 and encodes 485 amino acids. The record is from RefSeq and is a predicted model, not a curated record. The transcript is spliced from 5 exons. Lineage: Eukaryota; Metazoa; Chordata; Actinopteri; Synbranchiformes; Synbranchidae.